Molecule: messenger RNA, 480 nt
Organism: Alternaria atra
Lineage: Eukaryota; Fungi; Ascomycota; Dothideomycetes; Pleosporales; Pleosporaceae
Exons: 3
Coding region: 1-480 (159 amino acids)
Biological process (GO): cytoplasmic translation
Cellular component (GO): cytosolic large ribosomal subunit
Molecular function (GO): structural constituent of ribosome; mRNA binding
Source: RefSeq, a predicted model, not a curated record
AUGCGUACCUACGACGAUUCCUUCAGCGGUCAAAAGAUCUACCCGGGCAAGGGCAAGCUCUACAUCCGUGGUGACAGCAAGAUCUUCCGCUUCCAGAACGGAAAGACCGAGUCCCUUUUCCUCCAGCGCAAGAACCCUCGCAAGAUUCACUGGACCACUCUCUACCGAAGGGCGCACAAGAAGGGUAUCUCUGAGGAAGUCGCCAAGAAGCGCACCCGCCGCACAGUCAAGCACCAGCGUGCCAUCGUCGGUGCUUCGCUCGACGUAAUCAAGGAGCGCCGCAGCCAACGUCCCGAGGCUCGUUCCGCUGCCCGCGCCGCCGCCGUCAAGGAGGGCAAGGAGAAGAAGGCCGCCGCCGAGUCAGCGAAGAAGGCUGAGAAGGCCAAGAACGCUGCCGCGUCCGCACGAGGCAACGCCGCCAAGGUCAGCAAGCAGGGUGCCAAGGGUGCCGCACCAAAGGUGCAGGCAAGGACUCGUUAA